GCCACCACCGAGGACCACUUUUUUCUGGGAGGUUCGGGAGCAAGCUGGGGCAGGCAAACUCCUCCCCGCCCGCUCGCCUAUAAAGCCCCCCUGGCACCCGUCUCUCGUCGGGGUUUGCAAACUUCCACCCGAGGGGACGUUAACGUCAGCCACGGUCCACCAACCGCUGCAACAUCUCCAGCACCGCAAACCACCCCAAGCAAGCAACCAAGAUGGCGCCCUUUGAGAAAUCCAUGGAGAUGAUGAUGCCCUUCAAGCAGAGGAAGUGCUUGGAAACAAGAAAAGAUGAGGUGUGCAGCAUUCGCUCCAAAUUCCCCAACAAGCUGCCCGUAAUUGUGGAACGUUACAUCCGUGAAAAGACUCUCCCCCUUCUGGACAAGACUAAGUUUUUGGUUCCCUUUGAGCUCACCUUGGGUCAGUUCCUCUGCCUGCUCAGAAAUAAGAUUGACCUGGAAUCCACCCAGGCUCUCUUCCUGUUGGUGGCCGAGAAAAGCAUGUCCUGCAUGUCCUCCAGCAUGGGGGAGGUCUACUCCCACCAUAGCGACCAAGACGGUUUUCUCUACAUCACCUACGCCUCACAGGAAAUGUUUGGAGCGCCCCCCGGUGGGGCCGCCAUGCUGAACCGGGACCGACACGAGGCCCAUUUAAUGGACAUUUGAAAUAUGCCCGGACGAGAGCGGCUUGACGCAGCUUAAGUUUCGCACAGUUUAUGUCAUGGGGGAGAUUGAUCUGUUCAAUCAGGCAAUAGUCAAGAAAGAAAAUUCCCUCUUGAGUACUGUGAGCAAAGUUUUUACACGUACAGAAACUUAGAUAAAUGUCCAUAGUUGGGGCACAUUGACAUCUUGCCAGAGAAGUGCAGUGCAGGCAAGGCAAAGUGCUACUGGUGGCACUGCUCCGAGCCUCCACGGUGCACAAACAGGCUCAAAGUCAUGCUGCUAAUCCUCGUUGCACUUGUUCCUCCUCUCUUGCAUCACUUCUUCCUUCCUCAACAAUGUGAAUUCUUAUCUCAGAGUUUUCAUCGCAAGGACGAUUGCGACACUGUGACGUAUUUCGGUAAUCAAAAAGAAAUAAACGUCCAUUUAUUACAUUGA
Syngnathus typhle (broad-nosed pipefish) is the source of this 1091-nucleotide messenger RNA. It is a transcript of the gene map1lc3cl, whose product is annotated as microtubule-associated protein 1 light chain 3 gamma, like. The record is from RefSeq and is a predicted model, not a curated record. Lineage: Eukaryota; Metazoa; Chordata; Actinopteri; Syngnathiformes; Syngnathidae. Gene Ontology annotation, biological process: autophagy of mitochondrion; cellular response to nitrogen starvation; autophagosome assembly. Gene Ontology annotation, cellular component: autophagosome; autophagosome membrane; cytosol. Gene Ontology annotation, molecular function: ubiquitin protein ligase binding.